UCCGCUCCACUAGUCUUCCUAAAAGACUAGUAGACCAAAUUUUCGUGGACUACCUCUCGUGAUUUCUACUGACCUCACGAAUUAGUUCCUCUUCGACCGGCGCGAGCGAGGCGACGCGAGAUGGAGCUUCUAGGCGACAGCGACGAAUGGGCUGACGUGGAGCCGCUACCGCAGGACGACGGUCCAGAUCCCGUAGUGCCGAUCGCGUAUUCGCGCGAGUUCGACGACGCGAUGAGUUACAUGCGCGCCGUUCUCGCGAGCGGCGAGCGCACCCCGCGCGUCCUGCGCUUGACGGAGCGCGUUAUCUCCGUCAACGCCGCCAGCUACACCGCCUGGCAGCUCCGACGAGACGUGCUCUCGCACCUGCUGUCGUCAGCCGAACCGGUCGCCACGUCAGCAGAACUGUCGUCCACGUCAGCAGGCGGAAGUCCAGGAAAUUAUCUGCCGGAUUUGUCCAAUUCGGAGGAGAAGGAGAAGGUUACCGCUGAUUCAGGAGCUCGCCUUGAAGGGGAUUGGCUGGUUCAAGAUGAAGUGCUUUAUGCCGAAAAUGUGACUCUAGCGAAUCCCAAGAAUUACCAGGUGUGGCACCAUCGCCGCUGGUUGGCUGGUCUUCGCAAAGAUCGGGUUACCAGGCAUCACGAACAGAUGCAGCAGCAGCAACAGGAGGAGGAGGAAGGAGCUUCGAAGCCAGCGUCCCCGUUACAGCAAAAUCCGUUACAAUCUCUGGCUGACGUGGCACAGGAAGAGUUCCGUUUCUGCGAAGAGGCGUUGCGAGGGGAUUCUAAGAACUACCACGCGUGGUGCCACAGGCAGUGGGUGGCUCGGGAGUUUGACACGUGGCAUGGUGAGCUGGCGUUCUGUGAGAGGCUGCUGGAUGAUGACGUGCGUAACAACUCUGCGUGGAACCACCGAAUGUUUGUGCUGGAGCAUCUUAUAGCGAAGCAGAAGCAGAGAACAGGACAGCUGAGAGGAGGAAACAAGGAGGAGGAUACAGACAGUAGUGUUACACCGGUAACAACGGAGGAUGAGGCAGGAGCUGCUAGCCGCACAUCAGCUCUUGAUCAAAAGCCCGAUUCAGACAGUAGUGUUACACUGGUAACAGUGGAGGAUGAGGUGGCAUUUGCAGUGACUGCCAUCUGGCUCGCUCCCUCCAAUGAGAGCCCCUGGCGGUAUCUCCAAGGGCUGGUUCGUCUACAGGAGAAUGAAGCAGCAGGUGCUUAUAAUAAAGGCUAUUCGAAGCUUCAAGAGAUAUGCUUGGAUGUGUUGGGAAAGGAGCCGGAGUGUGUCCACGCAUUGGCAGCUCUUCUUUCUGUGCUUGGUAAAGGUUUUAUGUCUGACAGAGUGGGUUUGGUUCUGGGGUUGACCCAGGGUGCACGCGAUGAUGUUAAUACGUUAUGCAUGGAUGCAGCUGUAGCUGUCUGUGAGAAGCUUCAGAAGGUGGAUAAGAUUAGGUGGCGCUAUUGGGAGAUGAGGAAGAAGCAGUGCAUGUUAGCUGGGGGGAUAGGAGCAGCAGACGAAGGGAGUGCAGGGGGAGGGGGGGAAGGAGGGGAAGGAGGGGGAGGAGGGGGAGGAGGGGGAGGAGGGGGAGGAGGGGGAGGAGGGGGAGGAGGGGGAGGAGGGGGAGGAGGGGGAGGAGGGGGAGGAGGGGGAGGAGGGGGAGGGAAAGGAGGGGCAGAAGGAGAAGGCGAAUCAGGAGAGGGGAAAGCAGACAGGGGGAAUGCAGGAGAGGGGAGGGAAUGGGCGGGGGCACUGUAAUCGACCAACUAGACGGCUACAGAGAUUGGACGUU
Closterium sp. NIES-67 is the source of this 1789-nucleotide messenger RNA. The record is from the annotation of a GenBank genome assembly. Lineage: Eukaryota; Viridiplantae; Streptophyta; Zygnematophyceae; Desmidiales; Closteriaceae.